GACACACAGAGAUGAGCCUGAUUUGCGGCGGGAAGUCAGCAGGGCUCUUGGAAGGGGGAAGCAUGCUGCCUCCCCGGCUGCUGGAAUUCUCUGGGGAGCUCAACAAACACGCGGACAAUGGUGAUCCGGCGGAUAUAGCGUACCUGGACUUUCCGAAAGCCUUUGACAAGCUCCCUCAACAAAGGCUCUGAAGCAAAUGCCGCUGAGUGUGGGGAGCGACCGCCCACAGCCAUGAUGAACGAACAAAUGCAGGAGAUGGAGGAGGUGAGCAAGGAGCUGCUGAAGCUGCUGGCAGCAGGUGGGGCCGGGAACUUGCUGAAGAGAAGCCUGGACAAACAGGAGAAGAUGUUUGACAAGCUCCUGGAUACGCAGCUGACAGCGGUGCAGCUGGUUAAAGAUCUCCUAGCCACGGAGGAGAAGGUGGCUCAGAAGGUCCUGGCGGGGGAAGAGGAGCUGCAGAGCAGCCUGCAGAAGGUGCAGGCGAUGGAAGAGGAGCUGCGGAGAGCCAGGGAGGACGACACCAGCCUGAGGGCUGACAGCAGUGCCUUGCGGAGAGAGCUGGAGGAGCUGAGGGCCGAGCUCGGCCGCCUGCAGGACGACAUGGAGGACGACGCUGGCGUGGUCCAUUCUGCAACGUACAUGGCGCAGCUUUAUUACAAGAUCAGCCGGAUCGACUGGGACUACGAGUGUGAGCACCCGCACAUCAAAGGCAUCCAUCACGGCCCAGCCAUCGCUCAGCCCAUCAGCCUGGACAGCAGCCAGCUCUCCCGGUGCUUCGUCAGCGACUACCUGUGGAGCCUGGUGGACACGGCCUGGUGACGCGGCCCCAAGCCAGCCCUGCCGACUGGCUGCGGGUGGGCGGGGAGUGAGGCCGGUUCGGGCCUCGACCGCGGGAGGGAGGACGGACGGACCCCGGGCUAAUCACAAAGGGAUUUUUUAUUCAUGUAACAAUCAGCGUUUGAAAUCAUUAAAACCCAUCACCCAGCUCGGGCUGGAGCGGGACUGGUAAGAGA
This is a messenger RNA of Gopherus flavomarginatus (Mexican gopher tortoise), 1013 nucleotides long. It is a transcript of the gene SPC24, whose product is annotated as SPC24 component of NDC80 kinetochore complex. Bases 232 to 819 code for a protein of 195 amino acids. The transcript has 6 exons. Lineage: Eukaryota; Metazoa; Chordata; Testudines; Testudinidae. The record is from RefSeq and is a predicted model, not a curated record.